GGGCGUUGCAUGGAGGCAGUUUGGUGGUGGAUCUGCUGAAUAAUGAAUAAGGCCAUGAAGGCCGAUAGGCAGGAGGGAGCGGCCAAGGGACGACAGCUGAAGGCUUCCUCUGAGAGGGUGUCCACAGAACUUCUCCGCCACAGGAUUGGCAGGCUGGAGAAGAGAAUAGAGGAACUGACAGCUCAAUACCAGGAAUUGGACCAGAAUGCAAAGUAUCUCAUGCAAUCCUUUGAGCCACACUCUGAAAACAUUGCAAAACAAGCUGGACAGGAUGAGAUGUGGUCAGUGCUCCUGGACCACAGGUUCACAAGUGUGGAAGUUAACCUAUUCUUCAGUUAUGUUGUUGACAUGCUUCAGUCUUUGCAUUCUCGUGUAUUGGAGAAACAUCCAGGGUAUGCCAGCAUUCUGCCCAGUUUGUCUUCUGUCUUGAAGAGGAAGGUUUGGGAUAGGGAACUUGAGGCCACGUGGAUAAACGUGCUUUCAGAACUUGGCCUGAAUGACUCUGAUGAGAAAGCUCUAUGCACAUUCUUUGUUACUUACCACAAUGAGGCUGAAUAUUACCCACCUCCUGCAAGAGAGAAGUACAAUCAGAACAUCCAAGGGGUGUUAAACAAGGCUGUGUCCAGCCAUAUUCUACACCACUGUCUCCUCAUUCUUGUGCAGUUGGCAGAAAAAGAAAACAGCGUGAUGGCGACUGAGAAUCAAUGCACCACGAGGGCUAACGCUCCCUAGAGCCAGCACCAAGUCAAAAGGAGGAGAGUAGGGUCCAUGUACCAUUGGAAAUGAACUGUAUCGGGAAUGGCUUCAUUGGUCACAUUGUAAUGUAAACACUUUGCAUUAAUAAAUUUAUUGCACUGAUCCAUUGC
Amblyraja radiata (thorny skate) is the source of this 866-nucleotide messenger RNA. Its product is annotated as single-pass membrane and coiled-coil domain-containing protein 1. NCBI's taxonomy places the organism in Eukaryota, Metazoa, Chordata, Chondrichthyes, Rajiformes, Rajidae. The transcript has 3 exons. The record is from RefSeq and is a predicted model, not a curated record. Bases 43 to 732 code for a protein of 229 amino acids.